AUCUGAACACACAUCGAGAGCUUCAGAAGAACUGAAUCUACUAACAACAGAGAAGAUCAUUGAAUAAGAGAGAAGAAUGAAGAUCAUCUGGACUUUCACUCUGCUGAUGAUUCCUGGUGUGUUGAGCUCCAUCAGUGUGACGGGAUAUUCAGGAGGAGGAGUCAGCAUCACAUGCAGAUAUGAUGAAGGAUAUACAGACAAUGAGAAGUAUUUUUGUAGAGGACAGAAUCCAGUUACACCACAGAUUGGAUGGUGCUCUGACCUCAUCAAGACUGAAGAGAAAGAUAAAUGGUUUGAUUCUGGAAGAUUCUCUCUGUAUGACGACACAACAGCAGCAGUUUUCACUGUGACCUUCAGAGAUCUGAGUGAACAGGAUUCUGGGACGUACCAGUGUGCAGUUGAUAGAGCUAUCAUUACAGAUUCCUACACUGAAGUGAAGCUGAAAGUUUUAACAGGUCAAAAGAUCAGUGCUGUGACGGGAUAUUCAGGAGGAAAUGUCAUUAUAAACUACAAAUAUGAGACGCUAGAAGAGAAUCCUUUGGUAGAUGUGUGUAAAACUGGAGCAGAUCAGUGUUUUCCUCUAAUAAACACUAACAGAGCAGCAGAAUGGACACAUGACCGAUUCUCUGUUCAUGACGACAGAUCUGCUCGUCUCUUACGUGUGUUUAUCAGAGAACUGAAUGUGAACAAUUCUGGAGAAUAUAAGAUUAUAGUCGAAGCUUCUGAAGACUACAGUUUCUUCUCUGAGUUUCACCUGAACAUCAGAGACGGUGAGCUGCUUUCAUUCACUCAUGCAUUUGUUUCUGUGGUGAACUGA
Molecule: messenger RNA, 817 nt
Organism: Onychostoma macrolepis
Lineage: Eukaryota; Metazoa; Chordata; Actinopteri; Cypriniformes; Cyprinidae
Product: CMRF35-like molecule 8
Exons: 3
Coding region: 77-817 (246 amino acids)
Source: RefSeq, a predicted model, not a curated record